AUAAGAAGUCAAUGCAACCAACAAUUCAUGUGGCUUGCUGAACACUGUUUGAGACCUUCAAGAACUUUAUAUAAAGGAGUAUCUCACAUCCUUUGCCUAAGUAGUAGUGUAUGUUCAAUUCAAGAAAGAAAAAACAUGGACAAGGUUGUUUAUAUUUAUGCCCUUUUGGGGCUAUUUGCAGGUUCAAUUUUCAGUUCAUGCAUUUGUGGGACUUCCACAAAGUUUGAUACACACAGUGAUUGCAAUCUCUUUGGAAGUAUUAUUGCAGAGAAAUCAGUGAGCAAUGCAAUAGAAACCAUCUACAUUGGCAUACUCAUUCUAGGAAUCAAGUUUGUUAACAACCUUUUCUCCAUCUGUUACAAGGAAUCUGCAUCUUAUACCAUGGUCAUGCCAUUUUGGAUAGCAUUUGCACUCUCAUAUAUUUGCAUGUCAAACUGAACAAUUCCUUAACUUCUAAGUUAAGAUUCUCACUAAGCAAGGGAAGGUCAAGUACAAUUUGUCUUCUAUUCUAUCAUUCUAUGCAAGCACAUGUUCAAUGUGGUUA
Arachis ipaensis is the source of this 544-nucleotide messenger RNA. Lineage: Eukaryota; Viridiplantae; Streptophyta; Magnoliopsida; Fabales; Fabaceae. The record is from RefSeq and is a predicted model, not a curated record.